Molecule: messenger RNA, 1302 nt
Organism: Moneuplotes crassus
Lineage: Eukaryota; Ciliophora; Spirotrichea; Euplotida; Euplotidae
Source: the annotation of a GenBank genome assembly
AUGAAAUUAAAGAUGACCACCUCUAAGAGAACAAAGAAAGAUACUAAAUCUAAGAAGAAAAACGCAAAAAAUGUUGAGAAUUGUCCAGAAAUAACUGAAAUUUCAGAGAAAAAGUUCCAGGAAUACCUCUUGCAUUCAGCUGAAGAAGUUUUUGGCGAAGAAACUAAUUAUGAAAAUAAAGAUGAUCUUUUAAGCACAGUUCCGAAAUCUUUGAAAAGCAAGGACGACAACUCUAGCUCGGACGGUGCAAAUAAUGAUGCUAAACCUAUUGGGUAUAAAUAAAAUAAUUUGAGAGCAGGAAUAUCAGCCGGCUUCAAACCAGGCCUCAAUUCCUCUAAACAUAGGCCCUGUUCAAAGCUACCCAAAUUGAAGUAGAAAAAGAGAGAUAAAAGAGAAGCAGAAAGCAGCUGAAGAAGAAAAGCUUGCUCGUGAGAAGAGAUGUAAUGCCAGGAUUGAAGUAAUCCUCAACACAACAGGUUACUAUCUCACAACAGAUAGAGGUUUUGACGCUGUAGAGAACUUAUCCAAAAAGGAAUAUGGGAAAAAGGCCCGAAAAGAAGUCUGGAAAUGACUCCCAAUAUACAAAGCACAAGGGAUCAGCCAAGUUCUUGGGGUCAGCUCCUUCCGAGACCUUGAAAAGGCAAUGAGAGGCAACUUUUUCAAAGGAACCAUCGAUAUCUGGGAGGAAGAACUUGAAGGACUCACUCCUGAAGAGAUUGAGCAGGUAAGAGACAACCUCACCACUUGGAAAGAGCUUCUGAGAACAGAGAUCAUUCCAAAGUGGAUCCUCUCACUUACAGACAAGAAAAAGAAAGAGGAGAGCAAUAAGAACGUUGAUAAGAGAAGAGACACUGUAGGAAAGAAGCUACUUAGGGACUGCAGGGAGUUCUACCGGAUCAUUUGGGAGUGACGAUACAAGCAUGUCAAGGAUAAAGACAAAAUAGAGAAAACUCUCUAUAAGAAUAUUUUCAAUGAGCUAGGCCUGAAUGAAUACUACGGUGAACUAUGUCUUAUUGAUUACAAAACCUUCUUUAAUCGAGUCCUGAACCUUCCUCCAAACCUAAAGAGUGAGUAUCAUAAGCGCCAGAUUAAGGGAGGACCGAUGAAGGUAAUGAAAGGGUACAAUGUAAAGGAUCGGGAUGUGUUUCUCUAACCCACCCAGUUUUCUCACGACUGUAUAUAUUCCUCUACUAUACUUUCUACCCUCUCUACCUUGCGCAUACCAAGCCAGAGUUCCAAGACGUAGUACAGCUAGAAGUCAUCAAUGUAUGCAAAAACCUGGUAUAUAAAGUUGGAAAGAGC